This is a messenger RNA of Hermetia illucens (black soldier fly), 1508 nucleotides long. Its product is annotated as protein arginine methyltransferase NDUFAF7 homolog, mitochondrial. Bases 169 to 1461 code for a protein of 430 amino acids. NCBI's taxonomy places the organism in Eukaryota, Metazoa, Arthropoda, Insecta, Diptera, Stratiomyidae. Gene Ontology annotation, cellular component: mitochondrion. Gene Ontology annotation, biological process: mitochondrial respiratory chain complex I assembly. Gene Ontology annotation, molecular function: protein-arginine omega-N symmetric methyltransferase activity. The record is from RefSeq and is a predicted model, not a curated record. The transcript is spliced from 4 exons.
UUUCGACGUUGGAGGUUGUGUUUUUCUUCCCGGUAUCUGGCAAAUGGUAUAACAAGUUGCGAUUUUUUAGAAUUUUGAGGAUUGUCAGUGUUCUGGGAAAUAUUCUUAUAAAUUCCCGUCAACGGCCGAAUUCAUUGAUGUUCUUUCUAGACCACGCAUCAUAUAGAAAUGGCCACAUUGCUCAGAAAAUGUUGCGGGUUGAUGCAACUAGUGCAUAGAAGAACCUUUGCCUACAAACCGGUGAAGCGACCAUCACUAAUCAAAGAAGGAGGGAAGUCAUCACGGUCUGAACCAAACGCAGAGUCUCUCGACCUAGCCACAAUACUCCAAACAAAAAUCAAAGCGGCUGGACCAAUCUCUCUUGCGGAUUAUAUGCGAAACGUCCUCACAAACCCGAAUGGUGGCUACUACAUGGAAAGAGAUGUUUUCGGCGAAGGUGGAGACUUUAUUACAUCACCAGAGGUCGCCCAAAUCUUUGGGGAGUUGAUUGCAGUUUGGUGCCUAACCGAGUGGCGCAAGAUUGGAUCGCCUUCACCCGUUCAGCUGAUCGAAUUGGGGCCGGGUCGAGGAACGCUUUCUCGGGAUAUCCUCCGAGUCUUCUCGCAAUUCAAGUUGGGCGACCAGUUUUCCCUGCAUUUAGUGGAAGUUAGCCCCUACUUGAGUAAAGUUCAAGCUCAGCAGCUGUGCUUCAAUCAUUCGGAGGUCGACCCUGAAUCAAACGAACCAUUUUAUCGACAAGGAGAGACGGUUUCCGGGGCUAAAGUUUUCUGGUAUCACAAAUUGGAGGAUGUUCCAAAAGAAUUUUCCAUUGUUUUAGCGCAUGAGUUCUUCGACGCUCUUCCUGUCCAUAAAAUGCAAUACGACAAGGGUCUGUGGCGCGAAGUGAUGGUGGAUGUUGACCCAUCUGAAGAAAAAAAGUUCCGUUUCGUCCUUUCGAAUAACCAGACCGUGAUGAGCAAAGUUUUCCAACCUCUAGAAGGAGAAUCAAGGGAGACACUAGAAUACUCACUGGAAGCAGAUGCGAUAAUUCAACGCUUGGCGCAUUGGUUUGAAUUUCAUGGCGGAUUUGCCUUGAUUAUUGACUACGGACAUCUAGGGGAUAAAAGUGACACCUUUAGGGCGUUCAAACAACAUAAAUUACACGAUCCUCUUUUGAACCCGGGAGCGGCUGACUUGACUGCCGAUGUGGAUUUUAAAAGACUGAAAUUCGUUGCUGAGGCGAAUGGUUGCUUGACAUUCGGCCCAGUGAGCCAACAGGAGUUCUUAAAACGUAUGGAAGCAGAAGCCAGACUCAAGGUGCUGUUGGAGAAGGCGCAGCCUGAAGCUCACGAAGCGCUGAAGUCUGGAUACGAUAUGCUCACUCAUCCCGAUAAGAUGGGAUCUCGGUUUAAGUUCUUGUCGAUAUUCCCGCAAGUCCUCAAAGAACAUUUAAAAAAGUUUCCUGUUAAUGGAUUUAGCUAGUCAAAGCAAAUACAAAAGUUUAGCAAAGAGAACGUUUCCAAUUCUAA